AUGGACUUCUGCACCCUGGGCAUGUUCAUCAUCGACGACAUCUAUCCUCCUCCAACAGCAGCGGACCAAGAGCCUCAACUCAAUGUUGUCGGUGGAGCAGGUACUUUCGCCGCUGUAGCUGCUCGCCUCUUCUCUCCUCCACCGGAAUCAAAGACCAUUGGCUGGAUCGUAGACGCUGGAACGGACUUCCCCCGGGAGUGUCGCGCGGUGUUAGAAUCAUGGGAGACAGGUGUCUAUCUGAGAGAGAGACCAGCACCUACCACUCGCGGCUGGAAUGGCUACAGCGGCAACGAGCACAGGACAUUCAAAUACAUCACCGAAAAGAAGCAGCUGACCUAUACCGACCUCACGCCAGACCUCCUAGCUGCCAGAUCGUUCCAUCUCAUCUGCAGCCCAACAAGAUGCAUCGAGCAAGUGAAGGGCAUCCUCGCCCGACGGCAGGAGACCUAUGGUAACUCGGACAUGCCUCGACCCAUUUUCGUAUGGGAGCCCUUUCCGGAUCUCUGCAUCCCGUCUGAGCUCCAAUCGACUUACGAGGCCCUCAAAUAUGUGGAUGUCUUCAGCCCGAAUCACGACGAAUUGGCCUCCUUCUUUGGCUUCACACAUAAUGUCUCAGUCGCCAAGACCGCCGUGGAGAACCACGCGCAACGAUUCCUGGAGAACGGAAUAGGCAGCGACGGUAACGGUGCAGCGGUCAUCAGGGCAGGAGCAUCAGGCUGCUUCGUACUUGCACCGUCCACCCGUCAGUGGCUGCCUGCGUUUCACGAGAGUGCUCAGAAAGUUGUGGAUCCCACCGGCGGCGGAAAUGGGUUUCUCGGCGGGCUUGCUGUUGGACUUGCAAGGACUGACUUCGAUGUAUUGGAGUCAGCUAGGUGGGCAGCCGUGGCCGCGGCAUUUUGCAUUGAGCAGACUGGCAUGCCUACACUGCAGCCACGGACAGACUCAGGCACGCCGGAGACCUGGAACGGAGUUGAUGUGUUUGAGCGACUGGAUGAGUACCGCAGACGUACAUCUUGA
Messenger RNA from Lecanosticta acicola, 1017 nucleotides. The record is from the annotation of a GenBank genome assembly. NCBI's taxonomy places the organism in Eukaryota, Fungi, Ascomycota, Dothideomycetes, Mycosphaerellales, Mycosphaerellaceae.